CGUGCGCCAGCAAUUCACUAUGCAUUCCUCCAAAACCUCAAAACGACGGCGUUACGGCACUUGCAUUCGCUUUCUGAUGAAGAAAGACUGUUUCAGCUUCAUCCAGCUGCUCAGCCCGACACCGCGAAGGAGGAGGAGGUUCCGCACGAUGUUUUCCGACAGCCUCCUUGUCAGCGACCUCAUCGCCGAAGGUGUGUCGGGAGGGGUCGCUCUCUCGCUGCUCAAGCUGUGGGAGCACACGGCUAGGAGAGGCGUCUUUGACCAGAAACUAAAUAGGAAGCUUGUUCACAUAACUGUGGGACUAGCAUUCAUGCUUUGCUGGCUUAUGUUCAGUUCUGGCCGACAGGGAGCACUUUUCGCAGCUCUCAUUCCCGCUGUUAAUAUAAUAAAAAUGCUUCUGACCGGACUUGGAAUAUUGAAGGAUGACGCAACUGUCUUGUCCAUGACCAGAUAUGGGGACUAUAGGGAACUCCUUAAGGGGCCAUUGUACUAUGCUGCUACUAUCACUUUAGCCAGUGCCGUUUACUGGAGAACGUCUCCUAUCGCAAUCGCAGCAGUGUGUAACAUGUGUGCUGGUGAUGGUAUGGCUGAUAUUGUGGGACGUCGUUUUGGUGGCCAGAAACUUCCCUACAAUCAAAAUAAAUCAGUCAAUGGCAGUAUUGCAAUGGCGAGUUUCGGUUUCUUGGCUUCUCUCGGAAUCAUGAUGUACUAUGCAUCUUUCGGGUUCAUGGAAGAAAGCGCGAAAUUGGUUAUUGGGUUUUUGGUAGUGUCUGUGGCUACUGCUUUAGUUGAAUCACACCCUUUGAGCACUGAGCUCGACGACAACCUGACCGUGCCACUGACCGCGGUUUUGGUUGGCAGUUUCGUCUUCUGAGUAGGGGUGAUGUAACGGACUACUAUUGCCACGAAUGUGAAAUAUUUUUAUUAAGCCUAACCAACCUGUUGUAGGAAU
Salvia splendens (bonfire salvia) is the source of this 952-nucleotide messenger RNA. RefSeq names its product probable phytol kinase 3, chloroplastic. The coding region runs from base 20 to 874 and encodes 284 amino acids. Gene Ontology annotation, molecular function: kinase activity. The record is from RefSeq and is a predicted model, not a curated record. Lineage: Eukaryota; Viridiplantae; Streptophyta; Magnoliopsida; Lamiales; Lamiaceae. The transcript has 6 exons.